ACCAAAGGCCCCAAGCACUUUGCUGAAGCGGGCCUCUUCGCUGUUUUUGCUGGAUCGUCUGAUGGCUGGUUCGGGUCCGGGCGCUUUUCCUCUGAUGACGAUGACGAGAAAGCCUGGUGGGACCAGGUUAGAGAUCACGAUGUGCAGGCUGGGCAACAGGAGGAUUUGGAGGCUGGGCAGAGGUCCCCUUUCUCCUGGUCGCAUGACCAGCCAGAGGAUGCCACUUCGUUCCCAAGUGGUGUUGCUUGGGAUCAGGACCUUGAGGAUGUUUCGGAGCCAGCUGCUGCCGUGGGCCAACCUGACGAGGGUUGUGAUGCGAACAGUUCUGCAGCUGAGGGUGCCUCAAGUUCUUCAGAGAGCGAUGGCAGCGGUGCCGGGCCCAUGCCGCCUAGGCUUUUGUAUCCUCCCACUGCGCCAGCUGGAACAUCCUUCACUAGGCAUCUGAAGUCGAGG
Messenger RNA from Symbiodinium necroappetens, 453 nucleotides. The record is from the annotation of a GenBank genome assembly. NCBI's taxonomy places the organism in Eukaryota, Dinophyceae, Suessiales, Symbiodiniaceae.